AUGGCCGACCUCACGCGAGAGACCGAUGAGGAGAAAAUCCAAAACGUCACUAUCAAUGAGGAGUACAAGAUAUGGAAGAAGAACUCAGUAUUCUUGUACGACAUCAUGUACUCGCGUGCCCUAGAAUGGCCGACGCUCACAACACAGUGGCUGCCGGACGUGCGCGACGAGCCGGGCAACCCCCUUCGCACCCACCGUCUGCUGCUCGGAACUCACACCUCUGGCAACGCGACCGACUACCUGCAGAUAGUGCAUAUGAAGCUUCCCAAACCGCCGGCGGCCACCUUGGCAGACUACAACCCGGCCACAGAGGAGCUUGGAGGACAUGGCGCCGCCAAGCACCCCAUCGAAUUCAAUGUCGUCCAGAAGAUCGUCCACCCGGGUGAAGUCAACAAGGCCCGUUAUCAACCCCAGAACCCUGACAUCAUCGCGACUUGGGCCGCCAACAAGAACAUCUACGUCUGGGACCGCUCAAAGCACUCGUCUGUCCCGAAGGACGAGGACCUAAGGCCACAAGCCACACUGAAGGGGCACGAAAGCGAAGGCUUUGCGCUGGAGUGGAACCCACACACCGAAGGACAGCUUCUCUCAGGCUCAGAGGAUGGCACAGUGAGGCUCUGGAACCUAAAAGACGACUUCAAGCUGGACAACAAAGUCGUCUCCCCGCACCGUACCUUCAAGCAUCAUUCGGCUGUUGUGAACGAUGUCCAGUUUCAUCCAGCACACGGCAAGAACCUCUUCGGCUCGGUGUCUGACGAUCUGACCAUGCAGCUGAUGGAUAUGCGGAGGCCUUCCGACAGCAAGCCUGUCAUUAUCUUCAAGAAUGCACACCAAGAUGCUAUCAAUACGUUUGCAUUCCACCCGACCUAUGACAAACUCCUGGCGACGGGAUCAGCAGACAAGACGAUCGGAAUCUUUGAUUUGCGCUUCCCACAACACGGCAAGCUUCACAGCUUGGAAGGGCACAGAGACACCAUCAGCAAGAUCGACUGGCACCCACACGACACCGCCAUCCUCGCAUCAAGUUCUGAAGAUCGCCGCGUCCUUUUCUGGGAUCUCAGUCGCGGGGGCAUGGAGCAAACGCCCGAGGAUGCUGAGGAUGGAACGGCCGAGAUGCUUUUCAUGCACGGAGGACACACGAACCGUAUUAGCGACUUCUCAUGGAACAAGAAUGACCCGUGGGUCAUGUGUACCGCCGCAGAGGACAACAUGAUCAUGGUCUGGCGCGCAUCCCGGCACCUCGUCGAGCGCAGUCCCACGAAAGUCACCAGGAGGGAUGUUAGUGAGUCUUAG
Saxophila tyrrhenica is the source of this 1293-nucleotide messenger RNA. It is a transcript of the gene HAT2, whose product is annotated as Histone acetyltransferase type B subunit 2. NCBI's taxonomy places the organism in Eukaryota, Fungi, Ascomycota, Dothideomycetes, Mycosphaerellales, Extremaceae. Gene Ontology annotation, molecular function: histone binding; nucleosome binding. The record is from RefSeq and is a predicted model, not a curated record. The transcript has 5 exons. The coding region runs from base 1 to 1293 and encodes 430 amino acids. Gene Ontology annotation, cellular component: Rpd3L complex; Rpd3L-Expanded complex; nucleus. Gene Ontology annotation, biological process: regulation of DNA-templated transcription; chromatin remodeling.